GCCGCGACGCGCGCUCCGCUCUGCGGCUCCAGCUUCCGCGAAGCCUGUUGCUCGCUUCUGAGGGCCGCCGCUUCCCGCCAGGUGCCCAGGGGCCGGCGGCCCGAGGGGUGCCGCGCGCGGACAGCCCCCCCGCCCUCUUCCCUUCCCCCUGCACAGGUGGACCCGAGCGUUUGCAAGAGCGCGGACGCCAGCAAGGCUCCUGGUGCGCCCGCGACCGCGCGCCAAGACCCCCGGUGCGCAGCGGCGAUGAACACGACCUUCUUGAACCACAGUGGCCUGGAAGCGGCAGGUGGCUUGGGCGGCGGUGGAGAAGCCGCCCUCGGGAACCGCAGCCACGGGCUGGGCACGUGGCUGGGCUGCUGCCCCGGGGGCGCGCCGCUGUCCACCAGCGACGGAGUCCCGGCGGGGCUGGAGCCAGACGAACGCAGCCUGUGGGUGUCGCGCGUGGCGCAGAUCGCCGUGCUCUGCGUGCUGUCGCUAACCGUGGUCUUUGGCGUUUUCUUCCUGGGCUGCAACCUGCUCAUCAAGUCCGAGAGCAUGAUUAACUUUCUGAUGCAGGAGCGCCGGCCCUCCAAGGACGUGGGCGCUGCCAUCCUCGGGCUGUACUGAGCACCGCCUCGUCCCGCCCUCGCCUGAGUUGCUGGAAGAAGACGGAGAAGGAAGCUCAGGACCCUAGUUCCCCCUCCUCAAGCUCUGCCACCGCCUCGGGCAGCGCCUGGCGGGCAGCGCAAGGGGGCAUGGCCUUUCUUGGGGCACCUGGGUCUGGGACACUGCGGGACUCCAGGCGGCGGAUCGGAAAGGGACUUCCACACCCGGCUGGGUCCUGAUUGCGCCUCAGCCUUGGGGGAUGGGAGGGUAGAGGAUGGGGAUUCCUAAAUGUUUAUUUGAAAGGAAGUUCGAGGCAGUGGAGGGAGAGGUUGUGGGAUGCAGCUUGGGGCUGAGGUCACAUGCGUGGGAAUUUUGUGUGUGUGUAGGUGGGGUGGAAUGGAGUGGGGCGAGUUACGAGCAGCGUGGGGGUGGGGGAGAGGUGUUGACGAAUCGGAGUCGCUGAGCUUGUUGGCCUGAUUUCUCAUUUGGAAAGAAAUCUUGUAAUAAAACUGCGGCCGUCGGGCUUCGUGCUUCCGGCGGUUUCCACCCG
Messenger RNA from Phacochoerus africanus (Common warthog), 1138 nucleotides. It is a transcript of the gene RPRML, whose product is annotated as reprimo like. The coding region runs from base 247 to 609 and encodes 120 amino acids. NCBI's taxonomy places the organism in Eukaryota, Metazoa, Chordata, Mammalia, Artiodactyla, Suidae. The transcript has a single exon. The record is from RefSeq and is a predicted model, not a curated record.